This is a messenger RNA of Striga asiatica, 513 nucleotides long. The record is from the annotation of a GenBank genome assembly. Lineage: Eukaryota; Viridiplantae; Streptophyta; Magnoliopsida; Lamiales; Orobanchaceae.
UGCGACUCCACCUCAUUUGUAAUGACAAGGCAAAGAAACGUGGUUUGCUUUUCUUAUCCAUUGGCAGAUGCCCUCCUCUCAAUUAGACGGGCAAAGGCCAUAGAAACAUUUCUCUCUUGUCACAGUAAUGAAAAUGGCAACAAUGUGAAUACCGAUAAUAGCAUCAGUACAUCGCCACCUGUCCGGCCAAGAAUCACUCCACCAGAGACUGUAGAAAUACGGUUCAAAAGGGGUUCUAAAAAAAGGAGAAAGCAACAGCAAAAAGAGCAAGAGCAACAACAGCUGGAUAAAAUGGCUCGAAAGGAUUGGGAUUCAAUGAGCCUCGCAGAGAAGGCCAUAGAGUUGUACGUGGGUGAGAAGGGUUUGCUCUUCUGGCUCAACAAGUUUGCGUAUGCCUCGAUUUUCAUAGUAAUUGGGGGUUGGAUAGUGUUCCGAUUCGUGGGGCCUGCACUCAACCUGUACCAGCUCGACACUCCUCCCCUCUCUCCUAAUUCCAUCUUGAAGGGAUCUUGA